This is a messenger RNA of Amoebophrya sp. A25, 1557 nucleotides long. The record is from the annotation of a GenBank genome assembly. NCBI's taxonomy places the organism in Eukaryota, Dinophyceae, Syndiniales, Amoebophryaceae.
UAUGAGUUGGAUCCAUGCGUCACAGAAGGUCGAGUAAACUGCGUGACUCAUCAUAACGGAAGAAGAUUGUUGCGUUUUGCAAGUUUGAGAUUCAUGUUCUCCGAAGUAUUAUGCGCAAGAGGAAGGAAGAUGGGAUAGGGGUUGAUCAUCAACAUUUUGUAAUGUCUUCAUGGCGCCAAUAAAGUAGAGAUCAUGACGAGUCGGAGGAGGGUAAAUAAUUCGGAGGAGGUUUAAUUUCCCUCCCCCCCCGGCUCUUUCCUUGUAUGAUGCUGGGUCGGUGCUAGCGACGCUUCCCUGCACCCGACGGGAGCGGACUUGCCGAUUCUCUAUUUUGAAGACUUGAUCUAUUAUGACAUGACUUGUCAUUUUGGCUCAAGUAAAUGUCGUGCCCAGCUUUUCUAAGCGAAAUGUGCACGUGAGUUUUGAGGGAGAUCCACUGUGCCGGAUCUUAUAUACGAGGGAUAGAGUAGAUCAAUCAUGGCUCAUACGUGGUAGUAAGUCGACUCUCUUUCAUAUUCGGCACAAAGGUUUCGGUUUAUAUAAGUAAUUGAGUAUCGCAUGUCGUCGAGCCCCGAUCGUCGCCGGGGUACGUUCUUUUCCCUGUUCGGCUUUUCUACAGCGGUGGCCGUUGUGCUGCAUCGUUUGCGUAAUCGUAGCGCCUGGCCGUUGUGCUUCAGGCUUCCCGCGGGGUAAUUAAGUGGAAUUAUAGCGGGAAAUUGUAGACCCAGGUCCCAAAAAAAAAAAGAUGCGUGAAUGAGUGAAUGAAUAAUGACGUAGCUACGAUCUUUGCGAGGUACUUGCUGACUCAUAUCGUUCUAUUAUAUGGUGGAAGAUGACCACUUGAGUCGCAUAUGAUAUUAUUUAAUCGUGGACCUAAGACCGCUGAUCAAGAACAAAUGAUGACAACAGCACACACAUAUCCAGAAAUUAAGUUACAACAAUGUUGUGACACCUCAAAUUUUCAUCAUACUCUUAUUACAACAACCAGAUGAAUUCUUCUACUGAAGCGAUCAAUUCUUCUACUACUACUAAUGAAUUCUUCUACUACUUCUCCGCGCACUUGGUAAGUGCUGGCCUGCUGCUGUCGUUGAGCUCUCGCUCCAUACUACGACGCGGCUCGCCGCGGGGAGGUCCGGCGCUUUGGGGCUGCCUUGGCGCGGCGCGCCGGCUUCUGACUAAAUGCCCCCGGCGUUGUUUCUCUGCUGUUUUCACCGCUGCACCUGCUUACCCUUUUUCGGUGUUGGUUCGAGGUCUGCCCAGGCUUCUUCUUACUUACCAUGACGGCACCGGCAAACGCACCCGGACCGCGGCGCCUCUUGUUAGGACUCUCCUGCAUUUGCCUAGCGCGUCGCUGUGCUUCAGAUUCCGCCCGCCGGGCCGUCUUUAGGUCUGUGGAUAACCGUCUAUCCUUCUCUUAAUAAUAAUACAUAACCAGAAACUAUUACAACAAAUUCUCUCAUCUUUUUACCUUUUCUCUUUCUCUCUGCUUCCUCCAUUAAACCUUCUGGCACUUAUCUCACGCUUAAUCAGUUAUUACAGCAACCAGAUGAAUUCUUC